UCCGGUUCGGCUGCUGCCGCCCCUCGGCUCCUUUCCUUACCCCUCCCCUCUGCUUUCUCUCCUCCCUCCCGCUCUUGGGAAAGAGAGAAGCCACCGCUGUGGGUGGGUAGAGAAGCACUCGGCGCCUCCAGGAGGGGACCGCGCCCGCUCCAUUUGAGCCCCGGAGCACGGCUGGAUCAGGAGGACAGUUGUGAGGCCAAUGCACUUUUGACUCAAUGGGGAUGAAUGGGUUACAAAAUGUCCUCCUAUGCUUGAGACCUACAGACUACGUGUCCUACAGGAACUAAUCAGUGGUUUUCCAUCUCCUGGAGAUAUAUUAGAAACAUAAAUAUGGUGCCAAAAGAACUCCUUACCUUACCCUGACUACGAUUUAUUUGGACAUACUUUUGUAUCGGAGAGAAGUGUACACACUGAGACUGCUUGCUAUACAUAGACUCUGUCGUGUAGGAUCAUGGACCAUCCUAGUAGGGAAAAGGAUGAAAGACAACGAACAACUAAACCCAUGGCACAAAGGAGUGCACAUUGCUCCCGACCUUCUGGCUCUUCAACAUCUUCUGGGGUUCUUAUGGUGGGACCCAACUUCAGGGUUGGCAAGAAGAUAGGGUGUGGGAACUUCGGAGAGCUCAGAUUAGGUAAAAAUCUCUACACCAAUGAAUAUGUAGCAAUCAAACUGGAACCAAUAAAAUCACGCGCUCCGCAGCUUCAUUUAGAGUACAGGUUUUAUAAACAGCUUGGCAGUGCGGGUGAAGGUCUCCCACAGGUAUAUUACUUUGGACCAUGUGGGAAAUACAAUGCCAUGGUGCUGGAGCUCCUUGGCCCCAGCUUGGAGGACUUGUUUGACCUUUGUGACCGAACAUUUACUUUGAAGACAGUGUUAAUGAUAGCCAUCCAGUUGCUUUCUCGAAUGGAAUAUGUGCACUCAAAGAACCUCAUUUACCGAGAUGUCAAGCCAGAGAACUUCCUGAUUGGCCGACAAGGCAAUAAAAAAGAGCAUGUUAUACACAUUAUAGACUUUGGACUGGCCAAGGAAUACAUCGACCCUGAAACCAAAAAACACAUACCUUAUAGGGAGCACAAAAGUUUAACUGGAACUGCAAGAUACAUGUCUAUCAACACGCAUCUUGGCAAAGAGCAAAGCCGGAGAGAUGAUUUGGAAGCCCUAGGCCAUAUGUUCAUGUAUUUCCUUCGAGGCAGCCUACCCUGGCAAGGACUCAAGGCUGAUACAUUAAAAGAGAGAUAUCAAAAAAUUGGUGACACCAAAAGGAAUACUCCCAUUGAAGCUCUCUGUGAGAACUUUCCAGAGGAAAUGGCAACCUAUCUUCGAUAUGUCAGAAGAUUAGACUUCUUUGAAAAACCUGACUAUGAGUAUUUACGGACCCUCUUCACAGACCUCUUUGAAAAGAAAGGGUACACCUUUGACUAUGCCUAUGAUUGGGUCGGAAGGCCUAUUCCUACUCCAGUAGGGUCAGUUCAUGUAGAUUCUGGUGCAUCUGCAAUAACUCGAGAAAGCCACACACAUAGGGAUCGGCCAUCACAACAGCAGCCUCUUCGAAAUCAGACUGCAUCGUCAGAGCGCCGAGGAGAGUGGGAAAUCCAGCCCAGCCGGCAGACCAAUACCUCAUACCUGACGUCUCACUUGGCUGCAGAUCGCCAUGGGGGAUCAGUGCAGGUGGUUAGCUCAACCAAUGGAGAGCUGAAUGUCGAUGACCCCACGGGAGCCCACUCCAAUGCACCAAUCACAGCUCAUGCCGAGGUGGAGGUAGUGGAGGAAGCUAAGUGCUGCUGUUUCUUUAAGAGGAAAAGGAAGAAGACUGCUCAGCGCCACAAGUGACCAGUGCCUCCCAGGAGUCCUCAGGCUCUGGGGACUCUGACUCAAUUGCACCUGCAGCUCCUGCCAUUUCUCAUUGGAAGGGACUCCUCUUUGGGGGAGGGUGGAGAUCUAAACCAAAAAGAAGAAAACAGAUGCCCCCAGAAGGAACCAGUGUGGCAGCCAGGGCCCAGUGGGUCAAUGGCCAUCCCUGCCUGCCUAAGGCUCUGAGCAGGUCCCAGAGCUGCUGUUCCUCCACUGCUUGCCCUUGGGGCCGCCUGGUUGACUCUCCUUCCCAUUGUUUACAGUGAAAGUGUCAUUCACAAAAACUCAAGGACUACUAUUCUCUUCCCUCCUCUUAGUUUACUCCUGGUUUUUCUCCACCCACAGCCCUCUCCAGCAUAAAAGCUAGUGAGCUAAAGGCUUUGUCUGUGGAAGGAGCUCAAGAGGCUGGGGAUGAUGCCAAGAAGGUAGGAGGAAGGUGGCAGACCUGGGCUGGAGAAGAACUUUCUCCACCUCCCAGGUGUGUCUGGGAAUAUGGUUUCCUCUUCCUCUGUGCCUAUGCAGCAUCCAUCCCAGCUGGCCAUGGGGUUCAGGUUCCUCCCUCCCUCCCUCCUGUGAAGUUACACUGUAGGACACAAGCUGUGAGAAAUCUGCAGUCUACUGUCCCUGUUUGUUGGCGUUCUUAGCUUUCUUGACAAGUGAACUCUUUUUUCCAGGUGGUAGUAGGACAAUGCACAUUGUUCUGAGCAAAGGAAAGAAAACUGACUUUAUUGCACUUUUAGUUUUUUUUUUUUUAAACAAAAAACAUGGCAGAUGCAUAUUGUGUCUGAUUAUAUUAGGGGUUUUACUUUUUUCUGUUUUGAGGGGUAUGGGGCCAGCUAAGCCAUUCAGAGAAAACGUGGGUCCAGAGGACAUUCUCAUUGGAGAAAGUUUGACUUGCAGAAGAGAAGAAGCCAAACUCUGUGUCAUUCUGAGUGAACACUCAGGUUGGCAAGAAAACAUACUUGAAUUUUCAUUCAUCUUCUCAGCUGCUGAAGAAUGUUCCUACCAGAGCAUCUUGACCUAAUAAACCUACAGUUUGAAAUCCUAGCUCUCCAGCACAUGGGAUGAGCCAGCCGAGCCAGACUGUGACCAGGAGACAGCUCAUCCCAGAGAAGGAGAUGCUUAACAAAAACAUUCAAAAUUAUUUUCUCCACUGCCAGGGACUUCCAACUAGACAGCCAUUUGACUUCCUGGUGACUUGGGGGAUAAAAUUAGUGAUGAAACAGCCACCACCAUGAUUGCCACUAGGACAAAAAGAGGAGGACAGUGAACCUGCCUUUCAACUGCCAGAGGAGCCUCAGGGUGUGGCAUCAUAGGGCCAGGAAAAGAAAAUGAGUGUGUCCUGUCUGCCCCAAUAGAUGAAUUGUAGCAUUUGGGCUGGUCUGCCUCAUCAUAAACCAAGCUUAUGAAGAUCUCCCAGCAGGUCCAUAGCAGCAGGCUUAGGACUCAGGUCAUGGGCUGCAGUGAACAGGAGAGUAAGAUUGGUUGGUGCUGGAAAUUUUCAGGGAAAAGGAGGCUGAAAUGAAAGGUCUGAAAUUAUUUUCUCAAUUGGACAUACUCUUUCCAAAUAAGAUGGCCAUGCAUCUAAGCAUGUCCUCCCUCAUAUGCCCUCCUCCUGCCAUGGUGGAUUCAUAUAAGGUACUACCAUGAAGGGUCUUAGCUCUUCAGUCACUGUUUAAAAAGCCAAUAGUAUGUGGAGUUACAUCUGAUGCUCAGUUUUCAUUUGAGUUUAGUGGCUUAUCCCAACAGUGACUCCUCAUUCUAAAUAUGACAGAAGAGAAAGGAUUAUUUAUAUCAGGGAAAGGACUGUUGACAUAUCUGGGAGUAGAGAGCUAACCGUGGAGGAUCAUGGCUGGUCACUUAGUCUGGUGGUUUGUGAAGCACAGAAAUCUUCACUUCUGGCUUGAGGUAUAAGGCUCUCUUUUGCACUGGAGGAUGUGGGGAUAUUUUCUGGUAGUGGCCAUUUCCUGACGUGUCCCUUGAUACACCUUACUCAGAGCAGAAGUAGCAUGGAUUAGAGUUACUGGGCUUCACCUAUCCCAUUGGACCUUGGCUAGGGAAUAUCACUUCACUGGAUUCAAACCUGUUUAGCUUAUGUAAAGAUUGUAAUCUGUCAUUUAUUUAAAAGAAAUGUUUUUGUACAAUAUGAAAAUUUGAAUAGCAGGGAGAUGAAUUGUCACACCCCAUCCCUAUAAGGUCUUUGAAUAUUGGGGGUUUGUGUCCUUGCCAUUACUUGGUGGUUGAAGCCCCAUCACUGAAAUUUUCAUAGUUCCUUAAUUGGCAUUUGGCCAACUCUAACUUCCUGUACAGAAACUUUAAAUUCCUCAUCCCUAUAUAGAAAAUGCCUUGCCUUUCAAGAGGGCAGGGGGAAAUGGUGGCAAAGCCUGGAGCAUCCUGGGACUCUAUACCCUACUAAGUGCCUCCCCCAUCCCCCCACCUUGCUUCCACAAAAAAGCAAAGAUAGUGACCACCUUGCAUCUGUAUUUGUGACUUUUUUUUGUCUUAAAAAUUUUAAAAGGCUAGCUCUUGAGGGGUUGAACCUGAGCAGUUGUGGGGGAGGGUUGUUCUAAUGUACUGCUCUCACUCUCCAGCCCCCACAAAUCUCUCAGUAGAUAUUUGGUUUUCGUAACAAAGAUGAAGAGCCCCAAGUCCCUUUAGCAUGCAGGGCAAUGGUGAGCCUUCCAGGGCCAUUGACACUCCAAGGUGGUUCUGGACUCGGGGAAUAUUCUAUUGUGAUCUUCCUUAAAAUUAAAAAAACACAAAACGAAAAAAUUGAGUACCCCAGAAGUGAUUUGGUCAUCAGUUUCAGUCCCAUCAGUCUAUCAGGGCUCCCUCCUCUGCCCUAUUGCUAUAGUUGCUUAGCUGUAUGCCUCAGCUAGAUCCUUGGGGUUAGGCACUCCCUCCAUCCCCUACCCCGCUGCCCCAGUCCACUUGCUCUGUAGUUUUUGAGCUUUCUCCAUUUCAUAGCUAUGAUGUCUGAGAAUCUUUUUCUUUGGGAUUGAUGCAGGUAUUUCUUCUUAAGGCUAACUCAGCAUCUGUUCAUAAAAAACCCUUUAUUAUACCAUUAGGAGUUCUCCCAAGCCCUCCAGUCCCUCAGGCAUUGCAUUCUGAGCAGAUUGAAGCAAGCAGGCCAAGAUUCCACUAAGGCACAAAGGGUCCCCCCACCCAUAACCAGAACAUGACUUGUAUCUGUGCAGUCUAAGCAUAUAAAGGUUGAUCAAGUUGCUCUACAGGCCUUGGCACUUCCCAGAGAUCUUACUCCAGACUACUCCGCAAGGGUGCCCAGAGCAUCCCAGCAGCCAACAUGCAUUCAUGACUGCCUUAAUUAACAUUCUUCUUCUAUUUUGGGUCUCUCUAGGAGUAAACAGGGUCUAGGAAGGUACCAGUUGAGUGACUGGGUUAGCCUCCAGUUAAAGUCCAUUUUAUUUUGGAAUGUAUGAGCUAUUGGUGACAGCAGGGAUCCUGAGGUUUCUAGUAGAAGUGUUGAUCACCUGUUUAUUCUCACAGAACUCCAAGUACGUAGGAACAGCCCCUUCCCAUUAGCCAGAAGAGGUGUCCCUCACCUCUAAAGUAACUUCCAACUUAGUUCACUGGAGGUCUACACUGGUAGUGCAUAUUCACUGUUGAUUUUCGGUGUUAGUAACCACUUGUAAUGCCAGAAAUAUGUAAUAAUGGUAAUAUUAUGUCAAAGUGGUUACUAAAGGUCAUAGCUUUAACUGUUUUUCUUUAAUGUAAAAGAUAAAAUCCAUUCCUUCUCCCAAUGAGCAAGCAUGGCCUGCAUUUCUCAAAAAUAAGAACUUCCGUGGCAGGCUAGAAAGCAUCUCCUCAAAGGAACUUGAUCUUUCUUAUGAUGCAUCUCUUCCCAAGCCCACAUGCCUCCCGUGUUGCAGCCACCUGUUCCAUUUUCAUAUUUAAACCAGUUUUCCAUUCCCACUGAAUUGCCAUGACAAUAUUGUCUCCAGUAGCAAAACCACAUUAGGGCUAGAGUUUCUCAGAUUGGGAGCUUCUGGCACCAUACCGCCAACAUUACCUUUGCCAGGCCACUGCCACCACCCCCACUGUUGCCCCAUGGAGAGCAGAUGAAUUCUAGAAACCCUCAGGAAGCCAGGAUAACUAGGCACCCCAUUCUGGAUUGGCCACGUAGGUGACAGGCACCUAGCUCUGAGGUUCUCGCUUUUGCAGAGUCCCGGGAAGUCCCAUCUAGAGGUUGAUGGUCAGUGACUCCCAGUCUUCCCCAUGAUAGGCUGAUAGAGAUCAAAGUGGGAUUCCUUUGGGUUUGAGUUUGUGGGGGGUGAUUUUGUUUCUGAAUAAAAACAAGAGGCAGCCAUGGCCCUUCUGUGGGUUUGUAAAGUGUUGAGCAGUGUUUGGGCCACAAAUAAGGAAUCUUGGAAGUCUUUGAUCUAGUAAGCAGUCUUAAAAAUAUGUUUUUCUUAACUCCUUUUGCAGGUGACUAGGUGCAAAAGAAUAGAUUUCUCAUUGUAUUCAAAAUAGUAAGUAGGUUCCCUGGAUAUAGACAAUGGUAGUUGACGUUUUCUCAGAAAACAACCAGGAAACCACUCCAGUAUUUGUAAAUCAGCUUACAAAGGAAAAAGUGAACAUGUACUCCAUAUGUUUCUAGUUUGAUUAUCAAACUUGAUGUUAUAAAGAAACCUCAGAUCUGUGGACAGAAUUUCUUUUGUUAUUUUUCUUCUUUUACUACUCACAAUCACUUUUCCAGUGCCAUCACCACCUUUAAGCUUUCAGAGCAGAGGAUUAUUCAUGGUAAUAAAUGACGGUGCAGUGUACAAGAGGACAGCUGUCCUGACUGCCCCCCACACAUGCCACAACCCCUCUUUAAGGGAAAGUGAGUCAUUUUCAGUGUUCCUCUUCAUGAGCUCCAGACCAAAUCCCAGGCCAGCCCUUGCACCGAAACCCUUUUUAGAAGGCUUAUCAAUCUGCUAGGAAUGUCUCAGGAAAGAUGAGCCAUUUCUUUGGGGAGAAAUGUAUUUACAGAUAGGGGUGUGUGAUUGCAUGUGUGUGCCUGUGUAUGUGCUCAUCUAUAUGCAUUUCACUUUAUCAUAAAGACUCACAGUCCAGGCUGCUGGGAACCAUGUGUUCCUGAGUAUUCUCAGAGGUAAACAAGUGACAAGUGAACUUCUCAAAUUAGUGUCUCAGCAAGCUGGCUCUGGGAAUGAGCCCCAUUUAUCAAGCAGAGAGAAAGAGUAACAUCAGAAAAGAUAAAAGAUGAAACCAAAAAUACUAUAGUCCCCCCCAUGGAAAAUAAUGUUGAUUCAGCAAUUCCUAUUGGAUAUUAUUACAUGCUCUAAUUUAUUAUUUUAUUAUUUGUCUGUUUCUUUAAUCUUUGCCCAUUAUACUCUUAAAAAGAUGUUGGGAUGUUGAUUGCAAUUUUUUAAAAACUAGAUAAUGUAUAAAUCAGCUAUGGAAAUCAGUUUUAAUUGAUGUGUGGAUGUGUCUGAUUAUUGUUAAAUGCCUCUUUUUUUUUACUUUUUUUUUUGUUUUGUUUUUUAGAUAUGUAAUGUUUCAUAAACCCUGGCACUGGUCGCAAAGCUCAGCUGUGAAAAUUAAACUUGUAGUAUUUUUAAACAUGAAUGUCAAUUUCAAGUGUAUUUAAAAUGGUUUCCUCGGGAGGAGAUAUUUGUAUACCAUUAGGGAAAACUUCUCUGCAGAGGAAGUAGCCUUCUUUAGAGAAAUUAGAAAAUGGGUUCUGAUAUGUUAUCUCAAAGUAGCCCAUUUCCUAGGGCACCAUGGAAAACACAAAUGUGAUCUUUAAGUAUACCUCUUCUCCAAUUUGGGGAGGAAAGGACUCAGUUUGCACCCUUUUUUGUAUGUAAAAUAAAAUCUUAACUUUCUUGGCUA
Messenger RNA from Lemur catta (Ring-tailed lemur), 7708 nucleotides. It is a transcript of the gene CSNK1G1, whose product is annotated as casein kinase 1 gamma 1. Gene Ontology annotation, cellular component: cytoplasm; nucleus; plasma membrane. Gene Ontology annotation, biological process: positive regulation of canonical Wnt signaling pathway; peptidyl-serine phosphorylation; signal transduction. Lineage: Eukaryota; Metazoa; Chordata; Mammalia; Primates; Lemuridae. The transcript is spliced from 14 exons. The record is from RefSeq and is a predicted model, not a curated record. The coding region runs from base 452 to 1831 and encodes 459 amino acids. Gene Ontology annotation, molecular function: protein serine/threonine kinase activity; ATP binding.